AGUGUCUAAUUUGAUCCUUUCUAUUUUAUCAUUUUAUUAAUAUCUUCUACAAAAAAAAAAAAAAAAAAUUAGUCCACAGAGAGAGAGAGGGAGAUCGAUUGCUUCCAAGUUAACGAUCGCACUGAAACAAAAAGACGCGGUUCUCUGAGACUACAAUCGAACACGCACAGAGUCCUUUCUGUGGAACUUUGAUUGCGAAGCUUAGGGUUCGCAGAGAUUUAUCAACACGUCCCACCAUCAUUGGAUCCCCCACUAUCUCAGUCACUUCGGCUUUCAUCAUUGAUUGUUGCUCAGGGAAAAAAAAAGCGGCGAGAUUUUCUUUUCCUUUUUCGUCUUUGAUAGGCCUGCGAGAUCUUCCGCUGCCUUUUGCGCCUUUUCGUGCCAUUGGUGCUAUAUGGCAACGAAAACAAAUUCAGCUGAUGGCAGGACUAGGAGCUCUAUACAAAUUUUUAUCGUAGUUGGUUUGUGCUGUUUUUUCUAUAUACUGGGUGCAUGGCAGAGAAGUGGUUUUGGGAAGGGGGAUGGUAUAGCUAUGCAAAUCACUAAAGGUGGGGCAGACUGCAAUAUAGUCCCAAAUUUAAAUUUUGAGACUCAUCAUGGUGGUGAAGCUGGGACUAUUGAUGAAUCCGAGUCAAAACCCAAAAUUUUCAAACCAUGCCAUCCUCGUUACAUUGAUUACACUCCCUGCCAAGAUCAGAGACGUGCCAUGACUUUCCCACGGGAAAAUAUGAUUUAUCGAGAGAGACAUUGUCCUCCUGAGGAACAGAAGUUACAUUGCCUAAUCCCAGCACCCAAGGGAUAUGUGACUCCAUUCCCCUGGCCAAAGAGUCGAGACUAUGUACCUUUUGCAAAUGCACCAUAUAAGAGCUUGACAGUUGAGAAGGCAGUUCAAAACUGGAUUCAGUAUGAGGGAAAUGUAUUCAGGUUCCCUGGUGGAGGAACACAGUUUCCUCAAGGGGCAGAUAAAUAUAUUGAUCAGCUUGCCUCUGUAAUACCAUUUGACAAUGGAACGGUUAGAACUGCACUGGACACUGGUUGUGGGGUUGCCAGUUGGGGGGCAUACCUUCUAAGUAGAAAUGUUAUUGCCAUGUCAUUUGCACCAAGAGACUCGCAUGAAGCACAGGUUCAAUUUGCUCUUGAAAGGGGUGUGCCUGCUGUUAUUGGUGUUUUGGGUACCAUCAAGCUACCAUAUCCAUCUAGGGCCUUUGACAUGGCUCACUGUUCUCGUUGCUUAAUUCCAUGGGGAGCAAAUGACGGAAUAUAUCUGAUGGAAGUUGAUCGAGUUCUUAGACCUGGUGGUUACUGGGUCCUUUCGGGUCCUCCAAUCAAUUGGAAGAAUAACUACAAAGCAUGGCAACGUCCCAAGGAGGAACUUCAGGAGGAACAAAGAAAGAUAGAAGAGAUUGCCAAACUACUUUGCUGGGAGAAGAAGUAUGAAAAGGGAGAAAUUGCCAUUUGGAGAAAGAGAUUAAACGCUGAUUCAUGUCGUGGACGAAAAGAUGAUUCACGGGCUACUUUUUGCAAAUCUGUUGAAGUAGAUGAUGUGUGGUAUAAGAAAAUGGAGGCAUGCAUAACUCCAUAUCCUGACGUCAGUAGUCCAGAUGAAGUUGCUGGUGGGGAAGUGAAGGUGUUUCCAGAAAGGCUUUAUUCUGUUCCUCCUAGAAUUGCUAGUGGGUCGGUUCCUGGAGUGUCUGUUGAGACAUACCAAGAGGACAACAGUAAAUGGAAGAAGCAUGUAAAUGCUUAUAAGAAAAUCAAUAAACUUAUUGACUCAGGAAGGUACCGCAACAUAAUGGAUAUGAACGCCGGUUUGGGAAGUUUUGCUGCAGCGCUUGCAUCUUCCAAAUUGUGGAUCAUGAAUGUUGUGCCCACUAUAGCUGAGAAAAAUACGCUGGGUGUCAUAUAUGAUCGAGGAUUGAUUGGCAUCUAUCAUGACUGGUGUGAAGCUUUCUCCACAUACCCAAGGACAUAUGACCUUAUUCAUGCCCAUGGUGUUUUCAGUUUGUACAAGGACAAAUGCAAUGCGGAGGACAUUCUCCUGGAGAUGGACAGGAUUUUGCGACCUGAAGGAGCAGUCAUAUUCCGUGAUGAGGUUGACGUGUUAAUCAAGGUGAAGAAAAUAGUCGGAGGGAUGAGGUGGGAUACUAAAAUGGUUGAUCAUGAAGAUGGUCCCCUUGUUCCCGAGAAGAUAUUGGUUGCUGUGAAGCAGUAUUGGGUUGCAGAUAACUCCACAUCCACGCAGUGAGUUCUAAAGACGGAAAGUGGAACCUUGCAUGGCAUGGUUUAUUAUGCUGGCAAUGCUCUUUGUUAUACAAGUCCUGACCCAAAUUUGUUGAUCUUAGAAUGAGCACUUUUGCUGUACGAGUCCUUCAGCAUAGGGCCGGGAGAAGGGAUACAGGGUUUCAUGUUUUAGUUUUACUAACCUAAACUUGUCCCAAUGUUUCUUUUGUAGUAAUUUGUAACAGACAAGCUACAAAGCUAUAUGCUUGUAAGGUUUAUGGCGUUCAUUUUUUGGCAUCCAUUAAUUAUUUUGUAGUA
This is a messenger RNA of Alnus glutinosa, 2538 nucleotides long. Its product is annotated as probable methyltransferase PMT2. Gene Ontology annotation, molecular function: methyltransferase activity. The record is from RefSeq and is a predicted model, not a curated record. The transcript has 7 exons. NCBI's taxonomy places the organism in Eukaryota, Viridiplantae, Streptophyta, Magnoliopsida, Fagales, Betulaceae. The coding region runs from base 395 to 2245 and encodes 616 amino acids. Gene Ontology annotation, cellular component: endosome; trans-Golgi network; cytoplasm.